This is a messenger RNA of Bolinopsis microptera, 3146 nucleotides long. RefSeq lists its product as uncharacterized. Lineage: Eukaryota; Metazoa; Ctenophora; Tentaculata; Lobata; Bolinopsidae. The record is from RefSeq and is a predicted model, not a curated record. The transcript has 16 exons. Bases 82 to 1752 code for a protein of 556 amino acids.
AACAGUCAUGGUAAGACGUGGGGAGAAGAGGGGUAUUUUAGAAUUAAGAGAAAUAUCAACUCAUGUGGUAUCGAGGAAGACAUGGCGGCAGUAGUGAUAGAAGGAAGGCACAUGAAGAAAACAAUAGCUCCAAAUGGAUGUCCUCUUGAUAGACCUUACCUGUGUGAGGAUAUUUACACUUGUACCGCGCAGACUGAAUGUACCACUGCUAUGGAGGAAGAAGAAGAAGAAGAAGAAGAAGAAAAGGAAGAAGAAGAAGAAGAAGGACCUGCCGCUCUGAUCAAUUCUGGUGCAUCCUCAAUGCAAAGACCUGGAAUCCCAAGCAGUUCUUCCUCCAGAUCUAGUUCUUCCUCCUCAGGCUCAAGGCCGGGUAUUCCAAGCAGAGGGUCCAUGUCAUCUAGCGGGGGAUCUAAAUCAGGUGCAAUAUCAGCAGCAGAUGCAAUGCGGAUGCAACAACAAAUAGCGAAUUCUAGAGGCAAGAGUGGACUUCCAAGCAGCAGUUCCUCCUCAGGCUCAAGACCUGGAAUCCCAAGCAGUUCCUCCUCCAGAUCUAGUUCUUCCUCCUCAGGCUCAAGGCCGGGUAUUCCAAGCAGAGGGUCCAUGUCAUCUAGCGGGGGAUCUAAAUCAGGAGCAAUAUCAGCAGCAGAAGCAAUGCGGAUGCAACAACAAAUAGCAAAUUCUAGAGGCAAGAGUGGACUUCCAAGCAGCUCUUCCUCAUCAGGCUCAAGACCUGGAAUCCCAAGCAGUUCUUCCUCCAGAUCUAGUUCUUCCUCCUCAGGCUCAAGGCCGGGUAUUCCAGGCAGAGGGUCCAUGUCAUCUAGCGGGGGAUCUAAAUCAGGAGCGAUAUCAGCAGUAGAAGCAAUGCGGAUGCAACAACAAAUAGCAAUGUCUAGAGGCAGAAGUGGACUUCCAAGACGAAAUAAGAAGCGACACAACAUUCAAAAGGCGAAAAAAACAAGAUCAAGGUCCAAACGUGCAGCCUGUGCAGACCGAUUGGGAGCAGCUAAGUGUGCUGCGCUCAUAGCCAGAGGAGCAGAUGUCUGUGGUGGUUUCUAUUUACCAAUGUGUCUUUGGACUUGCGAUAAAUGUGAAAAUGCUGUCGUGAAAGAGAAGAAAGGCUCCGAAAAGAUCGGAGAAUGUAUACCUCCUUACAUACCUUAUGGAAAGGUUUUGAACAAGAAUAAAAUCAUGAAAGCCAAUGAAGAAUUAGAGGUGGAGUGCCAACCUGGGUAUACUCUAGUCGGAACAACCAACAAAUGUCUGAUUCAAGAUAUCUUUACUAAUGAUGAUAAAGAUGCUAGACUACUACCAGAAUGUAUCAAGCUCGGUGAAGAUGUUCUUAUUGGCGAUGGUUCGACUUACAAAGGGACAAAGAAGUCUUACAAUUACCAUGGCAGAUGGUUUGAAUGUGAUAGCUGGAACUACGAUGUCUUCCGAGGUGUUCUGAUGGGCGAAAAAAAGGCCAUGGAAUUUCUUUUGGGAAAUCACAAUUAUUGCAGGAAUCCCGGUGGAAUGGAGCCAGUACCGUUCUGCAUUGGAAGCGCACGUGGUCUCGGAGAAAUAGUCUACUGUUUCGAGCACCCUGGUUGUGAUACAUGCAAGGGAGCUGUUAACAAAUACGAAGCUUCGUACUGUGAAUCACAGAAGAGGUUCUGCAAGUACGGAGACAGAACCACCAAGGCUAGAGUAUCCUUUACGUUGGAUGUUUGCCAGGCUACCUGUUGUGCUGAAAACCAGUGCUCUCUGACAUAAGAUAUUCUGCACGUGCGCUGGAGUGUGACUUUACUGCGAAUAAAGACGACGAUUAAAGAAGUGACGAUAUGAACUUGCAAAAUGGAAAUUGUAAAGAGGACUUGCAAUUAUUAUUGGUCCGUAUGAAAAAAAGCCCGAAAUGUGUGUUGACUCGCAUAUAGAAAUAAAAUGACUGAGCAUGAUUCAUCGUAUGAAGUUUAAAGAUUAGUAUUUGUCAUCAACUAGCGUUUUGAAAAUUUGCGCUCUUUCGCAAGAAAAACAUAAUCACUUUUUGAAAAUCGGAAACCAAUUAACGAUCAAUUACAGGAAAUAAGUUUCGGUAAUUUAUCGUUAAUUGGUUUUUGCAAUUUUCAAAAAGUAGGUCUGUUUUGACAAUUGGUCUUUAUGUUUCACAUUUUUAUAUAAUAUAUUUCGUAACCCUAAUACUAUGCCGGACCCUCAAUUCAGUUUAAAGAUUUUUUCGCAAAUAUUCUGAUACAUCGUUUGACAGUGUUACAGUCGAACAAAAACUCUGUAUUGAUUACUCAACUAUAUUUAAUGUAGACCGAGGAGUCCUAACUCUACGUGGGUCCUGAGAUGACGUUUUUCUUGUUUAAAUAAAUAUAAUGUUGACAACUCCAAUUUCAUACUUUUUAACUUCUAAUAUUAAAUUAUUAUUUUGAAAAGUUUUUCGAUUAUCACGAGCUAUUCCUUUUCAUAAUUAAUUAAUUAAUCAAUUAAUUACAUAAUUAUGUUAAAGAGUUGAUAAAUUUUCGGCUUUAAGUGACCUGUUCUAUGUUGUUGAUAUGACAUUGGGGUUGUUCGGGUUAUUAUUUCAUAUUUUGAUACGAAAAGUUUUUAAGAUUAUCAAGCGCUAUUCCUUUUCAUAAUUAAUUAAUUAAUUAAUUACAUAAUUAUGUUAAAGAGUUGAUAAAUUUUCGGCUUUAAGUGACCUAUCCUAUGUUGUUGAUAUGGCAUUGGAGUUGUUCAAGUUUCUACAUAUUGUAUUGGUUAACAAAAAAACCGCUUUGAAUAUCUAUAUAGAUUAAAUGAUUGAAGGAUGUUUGAUACGAACAAUUUUUUACGAUUAUCACGAGCUACUCCUUUACAUAAUUAAUAAAUUAAUCAAUUAAAUAAUUAUGUUGAUAAUUAUGUUGAUAGAGUUGAUACAUUUUUGGCUUUAAGUGACCUCAUGUCCAAUGUUGUUGAUAUGGCAUUGUAUUGGAGUUGUUCGGGUUUCUACUCUGAAUAUCUAUAUAGAUUAAAUUUAAAGGAUUGAAGGAUGUUUGGCCCAUGUUUGGCCCAUGUUUGGUCCAUGUUUGGCCCAUGUUUGACUCGUGUUUGGCCUAUUUUUGACCCAUCAUGUUUAGCCAUAAGAAUAUAUAAAUAUCAGUUGAUCAUCAUUUUUACCGCUA